GCGUGCAAAUUUUUAAGUGGUGUGAAAAAGUUAAUAUUUAAUACAUAAAAGUAUUCAAUAAAGUGCAAAAAUAGUUGAAAACGAUGGGCGACUCGCUGGAUAACACCGACACAUCGGUGGAUCCGGCCGUAAACCUGUCGAUUGCCAACUAUGAUGCAUUUGCAAAUUACUUGCGCAAGGCUGUCACCAUUUUAUUACCGGAGGAGGAUGUUGUGCCGGACUCAUUAAAUAAUGCAUUGGACGAUCCAGUAAAUCAGGAGACUAUUCGCAAGUUUCUGUCUGAUCCCCAAGUGCAGGCGCUAUAUGUUCAGCGAAAUUGCAUUAAAGAGGAUGACAGCGAACAACCGGCGGAAGGAGAGGAGGAGAAGGAGCAGGUGACUUAUCAAAUCAGCAACGAUGUGCACUUCACCAACAGCCGCAUGGCAUCGCUGGCCUGCAUCAAGCGUGGCGUAGUCGUCGAAGCGGACAAGUCUAUUCACUCGCAGCUGCGAUUGAUUAAUUUCUCGGACGGCUCGCCCUACGAGACGCUGCAUGCGUUCAUCAGCAAAUCGCUGGCGCCGUACUUCAAGUCGUACGUCAAGGAGUCUGGACGCGCUGAUCGCGAUGGCGACAAGAUGGCGCCAUCAGUGGAGAAGAAGCUGGCAGAGCUAGAGAUGGGCCUGCUGCAUUUGCAGCAGAACAUUGACAUACCGGAGAUUACGCUGACUGCCCAUCCGAUAGUUAACCAGGUCAUACGCAAAUGCGCCGAUGAGAACCACAAGGCCAAGGUGGUGGACUUUGGCGACAGGGUUGAGGACUCGUCUUUUCUCAAUCAGCUGCAAAACGGCGUGAAUCGCUGGAUUACCGAAAUCAAGAAAGUCACCAAGCUGAAUCGUGACCCCGGCUCCGGCACAGCGCUACAGGAAAUCUCGUUCUGGCUGAAUCUGGAGCGUGCUUUGUACCGCAUUCAGGAGAAACGCGAGUCUCCAGAGGUGGCACUUACACUGGACAUACUCAAGCAUGGCAAGCGCUUCCAUGCAACUGUUUCUUUUGACACGGACACAGGCCUCAAGCAGGCGCUGGCCACUGUGGCCGAUUACAAUCCGUUGAUGAAAGACUUCCCCAUUAACGAUCUGCUGUCGGCAACGGAGCUUGAGAAGAUUCGACCAGCUGUGCAGCAGAUUUUCUCACAUUUGCGCAAAGUGCGGAAUACCAAGUAUCCAAUCCAGCGCUGCCUUAAAUUGAUUGAGGCCAUCUCGCGGGAUUUGUCGCAGCAGCUGCUCAAGGUGCUGGGCACCCGCCGGCUAAUGCACAUUCCCUUCGAUGAAUUCGAGCGUGUAAUGAACCAGUGCUUCGAGAUAUUCAGCUGCUGGGACGAUGAGUACGACAAGCUUCAGGGUCUGUUGCGUGAUAUUGUGAAGAAGAAGCGCGACGAGCAUCUGAAAAUGGUCUGGCGCGUUUCCCCAGCCCACAAGAAGCUGCAGACACGCAUGGAGCAUAUGCGUAAGUUCCGGCGACAGCACGAACAGCUGCGCACCGUUAUUCUACGUGUGCUGCGACCCACCAAGCAGGCGGCCAACGAUGAUGGCAACGCCGUGGAAACUAAGCAGCCGUACAGCCUGGAUGCCGCCGAUGCAAAUGCCAUCGAAGAGGUCAACUUGGCCUAUGAAAAUGUCAAGGAGGUGGACUGCUUGGACAUAACCAAGGAGGGCUCCGAAGCCUGGGAGGCUGCUGUCAAGCGCUACGAGGAGAAGAUCGAUCGCGUGGAGACGCGCAUCACGGCGCAUUUGCGCGACCAGCUGGGCACAGCAAAGAACGCCAACGAGAUGUUCCGCAUCUUCUCACGCUUCAAUGCGCUGUUUGUGCGUCCGCACAUCCGUGGCGCCAUUCGCGAGUACCAGACGCAACUGAUACAGCGUGUCAAGGACGACAUUGAGGCGCUGCACGAGAAGUUCAAGGUGCAGUAUCCGCAGAGUAAAAGCUGCCGCUUGUCCUCGGUGCGUGAUCUUCCACCGGUGGCGGGCUCCAUUAUCUGGGCGCGUCAAAUAGACAACCAGCUGACCAUGUAUCUGAAGCGUGUCGAGGAUGUGCUGGGCAAGGGCUGGGAGACGCAUAUCGAGGGCCAGAAACUUAAGGCCGAUGGUGACAGCUUCCGCGCCAAGCUAUCCAUCUCGGACGUGUUCCACGAAUGGGCACGCAAGGUGCAGGAGCGCAACUUUGGCAGCUCCGGCCGCAUUUUCACCAUCGAAUCGACACGCUCGCGCGUUGGACGCGGCAAUGUUUUGCGUUUGCGUGUUAACUUUCUGCCAGAGAUCAUUACGCUGGCCAAGGAGGUGCGCAACAUUAAGAACCUGGGCUUCAGGGUUCCACUAACCAUUGUCAACAAAGCUCACCAGGCCAACCAGAUUUAUCCCUAUGCAAUAUCCCUGAUUGAAAGCGUUCGCACCUACGAGCGCACCUUGGAGAAGAUCGAAGAUCGCGCCAGCAUUGUGCCCCUGGUCGCUGGUCUGCGCAAGGAGGUCUUGAAUUUAGUCUCCGAGGGCGUGGGCCUCAUCUGGGAGUCGUAUAAGCUGGAUCCCUAUGUGCUGCGUCUCUCCGAGUGCGUGACACAGUUCCAGGAGAAGGUCGACGACUUGCUCGUGGUGGAGGAGCAGCUGGAUGUGGACGUGCGCUCGUUGGAAACGUGCCCGUACAGCGCGGCGACCUUUGUGGAGAUACUCUCCAAGAUUCAGCACGCCGUUGAUGAUCUGUCGCUGCGUCAAUACUCGAAUCUCAGUGUUUGGGUGACGCGCCUCGACGAGGAGGUGGAGAAGAAGCUAGCCCUGCGUCUGCAGGCGGGCAUUCAAGCCUGGACCGAGGCCCUGACUGGCAACAAGAAGGAAGUGGACACCUCCAUGGACACGGACGCACCCGCACAGCCCACGCAUAAGCUGGGCGGUGAGCCGCAGGUGCAGAAUGCAGUGCACGAGAUUCGCAUCACCAAUCAGCAAAUGUAUCUGUAUCCGUCGAUCGAGGAGGCCCGCUUCCAGAUCAUGCAACAGUUCUUCGCCUGGCAGGCUAUUGUCACCUCACAGGUGCGCCUGCAGAGCACACGCUACCAGGUGGGCCUCGAGAAGCCCGUCUCGCAAACCUAUCGCAAUCUGCUAACAAAGCUGCCGGAAGGCAAGGUCCUAGAGAACGCCUACGGCGCCAUCGAGCACAAGAUCAGCGAAGUGCGCAAUUAUGUGGACGAAUGGCUGCGCUACCAGAGUCUGUGGGAUCUGCAGGCGGAUACGCUGUACGGCCGCUUGGGCGAGGAUGUGAACUUGUGGAUCAAGUGCCUCAACGACAUUAAGCAGUCGCGCACCACUUUUGACACGUCGGACACGCGUCGCGCCUACGGCGCCAUCAUCAUUGACUACGCCAAGGUGCAGGCCAAAGUCACGCUCAAGUAUGAUUCGUGGCACAAGGAGGCGCUGGGCAAGUUUGGCACACUGUUGGGUACCGAGAUGACCACGUUCCACAGCAAGGUGUCCAAGUCGCGCACCGAUCUCGAGAUGCAGAGCAUCGAAGCGGCCAGCACCUCGGAUGCGGUCAGUUUUAUAACGUAUGUGCAGUCGCUGAAGAAGGACAUGAUUGCCUGGGACAAGCAGGUUGAGGUGUUCCGCGAGGCGCAGCGCAUUCUGGAGCGGCAACGUUUCCAGUUUCCCAACAACUGGCUGCACGUGGACAAUAUCGAGGGCGAGUGGUCCGCCUUUAAUGAGAUUAUUAAGCGCAAGGAUACGGCCAUUCAGACGCAGGUGGCCAGCUUGCAGGCUAAGAUUGUGGCCGAGGACAAGGCCGUGGAGACGCGCACCGUCGACUUCCUCAAUGACUGGGAGAAAACCAAGCCCACGGGCGGCAAGAUACGUCCCGAUGAUGCGCUGCAGCAGCUGCAAAUCUUUGAGAGCAAAUACUCACGGCUCAAGGAGGAGCGCGACAAUGUGGCCAAGGCCAAGGAAGCGCUCGAACUGCAGGAAUCGGCUGUGCCCAACAACAGUGCCGAACGCAUGAAUGUGGCCCUCGAGGAGCUGCAGGAUCUGCGCGGCGUCUGGAGCGAACUCUCCAAGGUAUGGACCCAGAUCGAUGAGACGCGCGAAAAGCCCUGGCUCUCGGUGCAGCCGCGUAAGCUGCGCCAGCAGCUGGAGGCGAUGAUGGCGCAGCUAAAGGAGCUGCCCGCCCGUCUGCGCAUGUACGAGUCGUACGAGUACGUGAAGAAGCUCAUCCAGAGCUACAUCAAGGUGAACAUGCUGAUUGUGGAGCUCAAGUCGGAUGCCCUGAAGGAGCGCCAUUGGAAGCAGCUAACCAAGCAGCUGCGCGUCAAUUGGGUCAUCUCGGAUCUGACGCUGGGCCAGGUGUGGGACGUGAAUCUCCAGAAGAACGAGGGCAUUGUCAAGGACAUCAUUCUGGUCGCCCAGGGCGAAAUGGCGCUGGAGGAGUUCUUGAAGCAGGUGCGCGAAUCGUGGCAAAACUACGAACUGGAUCUGAUCAACUACCAGAACAAGUGCCGCAUCAUACGCGGCUGGGACGAUCUGUUCAACAAGGUGAAGGAGCACAUUAACUCGGUGGCCGCCAUGAAGCUGUCGCCCUACUACAAGGUCUUCGAGGAGGAGGCACUCACCUGGGAGGAAAAACUGAAUCGUAUUAAUGCCCUGUUCGAUGUCUGGAUCGAUGUGCAGCGUCGCUGGGUCUAUCUGGAGGGCAUUUUCUCGGGCAGUGCUGACAUCAAGACCCUGCUGCCCGUUGAGACUUCGCGUUUCCAGAGCAUUAGCUCCGAGUUCUUGGGCCUGAUGAAGAAGGUAACCAAAUCGCCCAAGGUCAUGGAUGUGCUGAACAUUCCGGCCGUGCAGCGUUCGUUGGAGCGUCUGGCCGAUCUGCUGGGCAAGAUUCAAAAGGCGCUCGGCGAGUAUCUGGAGCGGGAGCGUACCUCCUUCCCGCGCUUCUACUUCGUGGGCGAUGAGGAUCUACUAGAGAUCAUCGGCAACAGCAAGAACAUUGCCCGCCUGCAGAAGCACUUCAAGAAGAUGUUCGCCGGCGUCGCUGCCAUCCUGCUGAACGAGGAGAACAAUGUCAUCUUGGGCAUAUCAUCGCGCGAAGGCGAGGAGGUGCACUUCAUUAAUCCGGUCUCCACCGUUGACCAUCCCAAGAUCAACGAAUGGCUCUCUCUGGUGGAGAAGCAAAUGCGUUUCACGCUCGCCUCGCUGCUGGCCCAGGCCGUGCAGGACAUUAAGCAGUUCCGCGACGGCAAAAUCGAUCCCCAAAAGUACAUGGAAUGGUGUGACAAGUAUCAGGCCCAAAUCGUUGUGUUGGCUGCCCAAAUCUUGUGGUCCGAGGACGUGGAGGCCGCCCUGCAGCAGGCCUCGGAGGGCAACGACGGCAAGCCCAUGCAGCGCGUGCUGGGCAAUGUGGAGCGGACGCUCAACGUGCUGGCCGAUUCGGUGCUGCAGGAGCAGCCGGCUCUGCGUCGCCGCAAGCUGGAGCAUCUGAUCAAUGAGUUUGUGCACAAGCGCACGGUUACGCGACGCCUGAUCACCAAUGGGGUCACCUCGCCCAAAUCCUUCCAGUGGCUGUGCGAGAUGCGCUUCUACUUUGAUCCCCGCCAGACCGAGGUGCUCCAGCAGCUGACCAUUCACAUGGCCAAUGCCCGGUUCUUCUACGGCUUCGAGUAUCUGGGCGUGCAGGACCGGCUGGUGCAGACGCCGCUAACGGAUCGCUGCUAUUUGACUAUGACACAGGCGCUGGAAUCUCGCCUGGGCGGCUCGCCGUUCGGUCCUGCGGGCACGGGCAAAACCGAAUCCGUCAAGGCCUUGGGCAACCAGCUGGGCCGCUUUGUGCUCGUCUUCAACUGUGACGAGACGUUCGAUUUCCAGGCCAUGGGCCGCAUCUUUGUCGGCCUCUGCCAGGUGGGCGCGUGGGGCUGUUUCGAUGAGUUCAAUCGUCUCGAGGAGCGCAUGCUCUCCGCCUGCUCGCAACAGAUCCAGACCAUCCAGGAGGCGCUAAAGUACGAAAUGGACAGCAACAAGGAGAGCAUCACUGUGGAGCUCGUGGGCAAGCAGGUGCGCGUCUCGCCGGACAUGGCCAUAUUCAUCACCAUGAAUCCCGGUUACGCUGGCCGCUCCAAUCUGCCCGACAAUCUGAAGAAACUGUUCCGUUCGCUGGCUAUGACCACGCCCGAUCGUCAGCUAAUUGCCGAAGUGAUGCUCUUCUCGCAGGGCUUCCGCUCGGCUGAGAAACUGGCCUGCAAGAUUGUGCCCUUCUUCAAGCUCUGCGACGAGCAGCUGUCCAACCAGAGCCAUUACGACUUUGGUCUGCGUGCGCUCAAGUCCGUGCUAAUCUCGGCGGGCAAUGUGAAGCGUGAUCGCAUCAUGAAGAUAAAGGAGCAGAUGCGUCAGCGCGGCGAGGAGAACAUCGAUGAAGCUUCCGUGGCCGAGAAUCUGCCCGAACAGGAGAUACUCAUACAGUCGGUGUGCGAAACCAUGGUGCCCAAGCUGGUCGCCGAGGAUAUCCCAUUGCUCUUCUCGCUGCUCAGCGAUGUGUUCCCCAAUGUGGGCUACACACGCGCCGAGAUGAAGGGCCUCAAGGAGGAGAUACGCAAGGUGUGCCAGGAGGAUUAUCUCGUUUGCGGCGAGGGUGACGAACAGGGCGCUGCCUGGAUGGAGAAGGGACUCGGCUCCACUUGGGUCGACAAAGUGCUGCAACUUUACCAAAUCUCUAAUCUGAAUCAUGGCCUCAUGAUGGUUGGCCCCUCCGGCUCCGGCAAGUCGACGGCCUGGCGCACCCUGCUCAAGGCACUGGAACGCUUCGAGGGCGUUGAGGGCGUGGCUCACGUAAUCGAUCCCAAAGCUAUAUCGAAGGAGGCGCUCUACGGUGUGCUCGAUCCGAACACGCGCGAAUGGACCGACGGCCUGUUUACGCACAUUCUGCGCAAGAUUAUCGACAAUGUGCGCGGCGAGAUAAACAAACGGCAGUGGAUCAUCUUUGACGGCGAUGUCGAUCCCGAGUGGGUCGAAAAUCUCAACUCCGUGCUCGAUGACAACAAACUACUGACGCUGCCCAAUGGCGAGCGCCUCUCGCUGCCGCCUAACGUGCGCGUCAUGUUCGAGGUGCAGGAUCUGAAGUUUGCGACGCUGGCGACAGUUUCGCGUUGCGGCAUGGUCUGGUUCUCGGAGGAUGUGCUCUCCACUGAGAUGAUAUUCGAGAAUUAUUUGUCCCGUUUGCGCAGCAUACCCCUGGAGGAUGGCGACGAGGACUUUGUGGGCGUCAUCAAGCCUGGCGGCGCCAAGGACAAGGAGGAAGAGGUGUCGCCCUCUCUGCAAGUGCAACGCGACAUUGCCCUGCUGCUGCAGCCCUUCUUCUCGGCCGAUGGCAUUGUGGUGCGCACUUUGGAGUAUGCCAUGGAUCAGGAGCAUAUCAUGGACUUUACGCGCCUGCGCGCCCUCAGCUCCCUGUUCUCCAUGCUGAAUCAGUCGGCGCGCAAUGUGCUCAACUUUAAUGCACAGCAUCCUGAUUUUCCCUGCUCCGCCGAUCAGCUGGAGCACUAUAUACCCAAGGCACUCGUCUACUCGGUGCUCUGGUCAUUCGCUGGCGAUGCCAAGCUAAAGGUGCGUAUCGAUCUGGGCGACUUUGUGCGCAGCGUGACCACGGUGCCGCUACCAGGUGCAGCCGGAGCGCCUAUCAUUGACUACGAGGUGAGCAUGAACGGCGAAUGGGUGCCCUGGAGCAACAAGGUGCCGGUCAUCGAAGUGGAGACACACAAGGUGGCCUCGCCCGACAUUGUGGUGCCCACGCUGGACACGGUGCGGCACGAGUCGCUGCUCUACACGUGGCUGGCCGAGCACAAGCCGUUGGUGCUCUGCGGUCCGCCUGGCUCCGGCAAGACCAUGACGCUGUUCUCGGCACUGCGUGCCCUGCCCGACAUGGAGGUCGUGGGUCUCAAUUUCUCAUCGGCCACAACGCCGGAGCUGCUGCUGAAGACGUUCGAUCAUUAUUGCGAGUACCGCAAGACACCAAACGGCGUGGUUCUCUCCCCCGUCCAGAUUGGCAAGUGGCUGGUGCUCUUCUGCGACGAGAUCAAUUUACCGGACAUGGAUUCUUAUGGGACGCAGCGCGUCAUCUCGUUCCUGCGUCAGCUGGUCGAGCAUAAGGGCUUCUAUCGCGCCAACGAUCAGGCUUGGGUUUCGCUGGAGCGCAUUCAGUUUGUGGGUGCUUGUAAUCCGCCCACAGAUCCCGGUCGCAAGCCGCUCUCGCAUCGCUUCCUGCGGCAUGUGCCCAUCAUAUACGUGGACUACCCAGGCGAGACGUCGCUCAAGCAAAUCUACGGCACCUUCUCGCGCGCCAUGCUGCGUCUAAUGCCAGCCUUACGCGGCUAUGCCGAGCCCCUCACCAAUGCCAUGGUCGAGUUCUAUUUGGCGUCGCAGGAUCGCUUUACGCAGGACAUGCAGCCGCAUUAUGUGUACUCGCCACGUGAGAUGACCCGUUGGGUGCGCGGCAUCUGUGAGGCCAUACGACCCUUGGACUCGCUGCCCGUGGAGGGUUUGGUGCGUCUAUGGGCGCACGAGGCGCUGCGUCUGUUCCAGGAUCGUUUGGUCGACGAUUCCGAGCGCCGCUGGACCAAUGAGAAUAUCGAUCUGGUCGGACACAAGCAUUUCCCGGGCAUCAAUCAGGAGGAGGCACUGCAAAGGCCCAUCCUCUACAGCAAUUGGCUGUCCAAGGAUUACAUGCCGGUGAAUCGCGAAGAACUACGCGAUUAUGUGCGUGCCCGCCUCAAGGUCUUCUACGAGGAGGAGCUGGACGUGCCGCUAGUGCUGUUCGACGAGGUGCUCGACCAUGUGCUGCGCAUCGAUCGUAUCUUCCGCCAGCCGCAGGGUCAUCUGCUGCUUAUCGGCGUCUCCGGGGCGGGCAAGACGACGCUGUCGCGCUUUGUGGCCUGGAUGAACGGCCUGUCCAUAUUCCAGAUCAAGGUGCACAACAAAUACACCAGCGAGGACUUUGACGAGGAUCUGCGCUGUGUGCUGCGCCGUUCCGGUUGCAAGGACGAGAAAAUCGCUUUCAUUUUGGACGAAUCGAAUGUUCUGGACUCUGGCUUCCUGGAGCGCAUGAACACGCUGCUGGCCAACGGCGAGGUGCCCGGCCUUUUCGAGGGCGACGAGUACACCACACUGAUGACCCAAUGCAAAGAGGGCGCCCAGCGCGAGGGUCUGAUGCUCGACUCCAGUGAUGAGCUGUACAAGUGGUUCACACAGCAGGUGAUGCGCAAUCUUCACGUUGUCUUCACCAUGAACCCAUCGACCGAUGGCCUUAAGGAUCGCGCGGCCACAUCGCCGGCCUUGUUUAAUCGCUGUGUGCUCAAUUGGUUCGGUGACUGGUCGGACUCGGCCUUGUUCCAAGUGGGCAAGGAGUUCACGACGCGUGUGGAUCUGGAGAAGCCCAACUGGUCGCCACCGGACUUCUUCCCCUCGGUGUGUCCAUUGGUGCCCGCCAAUCCGACGCAUCGCGAUGCCGUCAUCAACAGUUGCGUCUAUGUGCAUCAGACCCUGCACCAGGCCAACGCCCGGCUGGCUAAACGUGGCGGACGCACCAUGGCGGUGACGCCGCGUCAUUAUCUCGACUUUAUCCAUCAUUUUGUCAAGCUGUACAAUGAGAAGCGCAGCGAUCUCGAGGAGCAGCAGCUGCACUUGAACGUGGGUCUCAACAAGAUUGCGGAGACCGUGGAGCAGGUGGAAGAGAUGCAAAAAUCGCUGGCGGUCAAGAAGCAGGAGCUGCAGGCCAAGAACGAGGCGGCCAAUGCUAAGCUGAAGCAAAUGUUCCAGGAUCAGCAGGAGGCCGAGAAGAAGAAGAUCCAAUCGCAGGAGAUACAAAUACGGCUAGCGGACCAAACGGUCAAGAUCGAAGAGAAGCGCAAGUACGUCAUGGCCGAUCUGGCCCAAGUGGAGCCCGCCGUCAUUGAGGCGCAACAAGCCGUGAAGUCCAUACGCAAACAGCAGCUCGUUGAGGUGCGAACGAUGGCGAAUCCGCCGUCCGUGGUGAAAUUGGCACUCGAAUCGAUUUGCCUGCUGCUGGGCGAGAAUGCGACCGAUUGGAAAUCGAUACGCGCCGUGAUAAUGCGUGAAAAUUUCAUUAAUUCAAUUGUAUCUAACUUCGGUACCGAGAACAUAACCGAUGAGGUCCGGGAGAAGAUGAAGUCCAAGUACUUGAGCAAUCCGGACUACAACUUUGAGAAGGUCAAUCGCGCCAGCAUGGCCUGCGGUCCCAUGGUUAAAUGGGCCAUUGCCCAGAUCGAGUACGCGGACAUGUUGAAGCGCGUGGAGCCGCUGCGCGAGGAGCUGCGCUCGCUGGAGGAGCAGGCGGAUGUGAAUUUGCACAGCGCUAAGGAGACAAAGGAUCUGGUCGAGCAGCUGGAGCGCAGCAUUGCUGCCUACAAGGAGGAGUACGCACAGCUCAUCUCGCAGGCGCAGGCCAUUAAAACAGAUCUGGAGAACGUUCAGGCCAAGGUCGAUCGCUCGAUCGCACUGCUCAAGAGCUUGAAUAUCGAACGCGAACGCUGGGAGUCCACCAGCGAGACAUUCAAGUCCCAAAUGUCCACGAUUGUCGGCGAUGUCCUGCUCUCGGCCGCCUUCAUCGCCUACGGCGGCUAUUUCGAUCAGCAUUAUCGGUUAAAUCUGUUCACGACCUGGUCGCAGCAUCUGCAGUCGGCGAGCAUACAGUAUCGCGCGGACAUUGCGCGCACCGAGUAUCUGUCCAAUCCGGACGAGCGGCUGCGUUGGCAGGCGAAUGCCCUGCCCUCGGACGAUCUGUGCACCGAGAAUGCCAUCAUGCUGAAGCGCUUCAAUCGUUAUCCGCUAAUCAUUGAUCCGUCGGGCCAGGCGACCACCUUCCUGUUGAACGAGUAUGCGGGCAAGAAGAUAACGAAGACCUCCUUCCUGGACGAUUCGUUCCGCAAGAACCUCGAGUCGGCGCUGCGUUUCGGCAAUCCCCUGCUCGUCCAAGAUGUCGAGAACUAUGAUCCCAUAUUGAAUCCCGUGCUCAAUCGCGAGCUUCGUCGCACUGGCGGCCGUGUGCUGAUCACGCUGGGCGACCAGGAUAUCGAUUUGUCGCCCUCGUUCGUCAUCUUCCUGUCGACACGCGACCCGACAGUUGAGUUCCCGCCGGAUAUUUGUUCGAGGGUCACGUUCGUUAACUUCACGGUGACGCGCAGUUCGCUGCAAUCGCAGUGCCUGAACCAGGUGCUGAAGGCCGAGCGUCCGGACAUUGACGAGAAACGCUCCGAUCUGUUGAAGCUGCAGGGCGAGUUCCGUUUGCGUCUGCGCCAGCUGGAGAAGAGUCUGUUGCAGGCACUGAACGAUGCCAAGGGCAAGAUUCUGGACGACGAUUCGGUUAUCACAACGCUGGAGACGCUCAAGAAGGAGGCCUACGACAUUAACCAGAAGGUCGACGAGACGGACAAGGUCAUCGCAGAGAUCGAAACCGUGUCGCAACAGUAUCUGCCGCUGUCGGUGGCCUGCAGCAACAUGUACUUCACGAUGGACAGCUUGAAUCAGGUGCACUUCCUGUACCAGUACUCGCUGAAGAUGUUCCUCGACAUUUUCUCGACGGUGCUGUACAAUAAUCCGCGGCUCGAGGGUCGCAGCGAUCACUCGGAGCGUCUGGGCAUCGUCACACGAGAUCUGUUCCAGGUGUGCUACGAGCGCGUGGCACGCGGCAUGUUGCACAACGAUCGCCUGACCUUUGCGCUGCUCAUGUGCAAGAUUCAUCUGAAGGGCACCGGAGAAUCCAAUCUGGAUGCGGAGUUCAAUUUCUUCCUGCGCAGCCGCGAGGGCCUGCUGGCGAAUCCGACGCACGUCGAAGGACUCAGUGGGGAGCAAAUCGAGGGCGUCAAUCGUCUGGCCACACGUCUGCCCAUCUUCCGCAAGCUGGUGGAGAAGGUGCGCUCCAUGCCGGAGCUGGGCGCCUGGCUGCAGCAGAGCUCCCCGGAGCAGUGUGUGCCCCAGCUGUGGGACGAGUCGAAGGCGUUGAGUGCCAUAUCCAGCUCGGUGCAUCAGCUGCUGCUCAUACAGGCCUUCCGGCCGGAUCGCGUUAUUGCCGCCGCCCACAAUGUGGUCAAUACGGUGCUGGGCGUCGACUUUAUGCCGAAUGCAGAGCAGGAGCUGGACUUUACGGCCGUUGUGGACAAGCAGCUGAACUGCAAUACGCCCGCCUUGCUCUGCUCCGUGCCCGGCUUCGAUGCGUCCGGUCGUGUGGAUGAUCUGGCCGCCGAGCAGAACAAGCAAAUCUCGAGCAUUGCCAUCGGCUCCGCGGAGGGCUUCAAUCAGGCGGAACGCGCCAUCAAUAUGGCCUGCAAAACAGGACGCUGGGUGCUGCUCAAAAACGUGCAUCUGGCGCCGCAGUGGCUCGUGCAGCUGGAGAAGAAGAUGCACUCGCUGCAGCCGCACUCCGGUUUCCGUCUGUUCCUUACUAUGGAGAUCAAUCCCAAGGUGCCCGUCAAUCUGUUGCGCGCCGGCCGCAUCUUCGUCUUCGAGCCGCCGCCGGGCAUCCGGGCCAAUCUGUUGCGCACCUUUUCGACAGUGCCGGCAGCGCGCAUGAUGAAGACGCCCAGCGAGCGUGCCCGGCUCUAUUUCCUGCUGGCCUGGUUCCAUGCCAUCGUCCAGGAGCGACUGCGCUAUGUGCCCCUCGGCUGGGCCAAGAAGUACGAGUUCAAUGAGUCGGAUCUGCGCGUCGCCUGCGACACUCUGGACACCUGGAUCGACACCACGGCCAUGGGACGCACCAAUUUGCCACCCGAGAAGGUGCCCUGGGAUGCGCUGGUCACGCUGCUCUCGCAGUCCAUUUACGGCGGCAAGAUUGACAACGAUUUCGAUCAGCGCCUGCUGCAAUCCUUCCUGAAGAAACUGUUCACGGCACGCAGCUUCGAGGCGGACUUUGCCCUGGUCGCGAACGUGGAUGGCGCCUCGGGCGGCCUGCGGCACAUAACCAUGCCGGAUGGCACACGGCGCGAUCAUUUCCUCAAGUGGAUCGAGAACCUGACCGAUCGACAAACGCCCUCCUGGCUGGGUCUGCCCAACAAUGCCGAGAAGGUGCUGCUGACGACACGCGGCACGGAUCUGGUGAGCAAGCUGUUGAAGAUGCAGCAGUUGGAGGAUGACGACGAGCUAGCCUACAGCGUCGAGGAGCAGUCCGAACAGUCGGCCCUGGCCGUAGCACGCAGCGAGGACGGCCGUCCGUCCUGGAUGAAGACGCUGCACAACUCGGCCACCGCCUGGCUGGAGCUGCUCCCCAAGAAUUUGCAGGUACUCAAGCGCACCGUGGAGAACAUCAAGGAUCCGCUGUAUCGGUACUUUGAGCGCGAGGUGACCAGCGGCGCCCGCCUGCUGCAGACGGUCAUCUCAGAUCUGCAGGAUGUGGUGCUCAUCUGCCAGGGCGAGAAGAAGCAAACGAAUCAUCAUCGUUCCAUGCUCUCCGAACUGGUGCGCGGCAUCAUACCCAAAGGCUGGAAACGCUACACCGUGCCCGCCGGUUGCACCGUCAUCCAGUGGAUCACGGACUUUAGCAUGCGCGUCCAGCAGCUGCAGAAGGUGUCGCAGUUGGUCUCGCAAGCGGGCGCCAAGGAGCUGCAGGGCUUCCCCGUCUGGCUGGGCGGUCUGCUCAAUCCGGAGGCAUACAUCACCGCAACCAGGCAGUGUGUGGCCCAGGCCAAUAGCUGGUCCCUGGAGGAACUCACCCUCGACGUGACCAUCACGGAUGCGGGUUUGAAGACCGACCAAAAGGACAGCAGCUUUGGUGUCACCGGCCUGAAGCUGCAGGGCGCCCAGUGCAAGAACAACGAGCUGCUGCUGGCGUCCACCAUCAUGAUGGAUCUGCCCCUCACCAUACUCAAGUGGGCCAAAAUCUCAUCGGAGCCACGGGUAAGCAAACUAACUUUGCCCGUUUACUUGAAUUCGACGCGCACCGAACUGCUCUUCACCGUCGAUUUGGCUGUGGCCGCUGGCCAAGAUUCGCACAGCUUCUAUGAGCGCGGCGUCGCCGUUCUGACGUCCACGGCCCUCAAUUAAAAUAUCCGUAUUCCACA
This is a messenger RNA of Drosophila novamexicana, 14059 nucleotides long. RefSeq names its product dynein heavy chain, cytoplasmic (gene Dhc64C). The transcript has 14 exons. Gene Ontology annotation, molecular function: minus-end-directed microtubule motor activity; dynein light intermediate chain binding; dynein intermediate chain binding. NCBI's taxonomy places the organism in Eukaryota, Metazoa, Arthropoda, Insecta, Diptera, Drosophilidae. The coding region runs from base 84 to 14042 and encodes 4652 amino acids. Gene Ontology annotation, biological process: microtubule-based movement. Gene Ontology annotation, cellular component: dynein complex. The record is from RefSeq and is a predicted model, not a curated record.